This is a messenger RNA of Drepanopeziza brunnea f. sp. 'multigermtubi' MB_m1, 390 nucleotides long. Lineage: Eukaryota; Fungi; Ascomycota; Leotiomycetes; Helotiales; Drepanopezizaceae. The record is from RefSeq and is a predicted model, not a curated record.
AUGACACAACAACAACAUCCAAAGACCGGCCACGAACCUCUCGAAGCCCAGCUCUCAUUGGGCAUUCAUAGCGCAGAAUAUGAAAGCCUCAACGUCCCCAGACUGCAAAUGGGUCCCGGUUACGACUACAACCGCUUCACUCCAGACCCUGACGACGUCUUCAAUGAAAGCGCUCGGCUUUUCAAGGACGUCCAAGGCUUACUCCCGAAAGACGAAAACUCAACUUACCAUAACCACCUGGUUGGUUUCGUGGUACAGAUGAUAUGCACUAGCAACGCCCUCGAAAACGCUGGCGCGAGCUACGAAGUAACGAACGAACUCUGCCGCGAAAUCCUUACUGGCCAAUGCCCGGAAGGGCCUGCUGACAUUGAGAAAGACGGCUAUCAAUAA